UCGAGUGCGCGCCAUUUCCGCCAACGCUCGAUCUCGUCUCGUGGUUGCUAGCUAGCUUAGUUCUGUGCUUAAUCUGCUAUGGCCAUUGAUGCGUCGUCCCUGUCUUUCGUGGCACGCCGGGGCGAGCCACAGCUGGUCGCGCCGGCGGGUCCGACGCCGCGCGAGCUCAAGCGGCUCUCCGACCUCGACGACCAGGAGGGCCUCCGGUUCUACCGCUCCGUCGUCCACUUCUACAGGGCUUCCCCGUCGAAGCGCCACGCCGACCCGGCGAGCGUCAUCCGCGACGCGCUGGCCGCGACGCUCGUGCACUACUACCCCGUCGCCGGUCGGCUUCGCGAGCUGGCCGGCAGGAAGCUUGUGGUGGACUGCACCGCCGAGGGGGCUUGCUUCGUCGCGGCAGACGCGGACGUCGCGCUGGACCAGUUCGGCGACACGCUGUGCCCGCCGGUCCCUUGCGCCGGCGAGCUCCUGUGCUUGCCCGAGAGCAACUCCGACGUCGUCAUCGACCGGCCCCUGCUCUACGUUCAGGUGACGAGGCUGAGGUGUGGCGGCUUCGUUCUGGGCAUCCAGAUGUGCCAUAGCCUCGUGGACGCGCCGGGAGGGGCACAGAUACUGCAAGCACUCUGCGAGCUCGCGGGAGGCAAGGAGGCGCCCAGCGUGCGGCCGGUGUGGGCGAGGGAGCUCCUCGACGCGCGCGACCCCCCGCGUCCCAUCUACGACCACCCCGAGUUCGAGCCCGCGUACGAGCCUGCCGCGGCCAAAAACGACAAGCUCCGGCCGGGCGACACGCUCGUGCACCGGGCGUUCCUCUUCGGCCCCGACGAGAUCGCUUCCCUAAGACAGCAGCUCCCGCCCCAGAUGAGGCCACGAUGCUCACGGUUCCUGCUCCUGUCGGCGUUCGCCUGGCGCUGCCGGACCGUGGCGCUCGAGUACGAGCCCGGCGACGAGGCGCGGUUCAUGUUCGCGGUGAACGCCCGCGGGAAGCUGCACGGCCGCCCGCUCCCGGAGGGUUUCUACGGGAACGCGCUCACGUACGGACUGGCGCGGACGACGGCCCGCGAGCUCUGCUCGGGCCCGCUGGGCCGGGCCGUGGAGCUGAUCACGGCGGCCGUAGCCCUGGCCGCGGCGGACGACUACGCGCAGUCGUCGGCGGACGCGCUGGUGCUGCGCGGGCGGCCGCGGUUCGCCACGGCGCGGGCGUAUCUGGUGUCCGACCUGACCAAGUCGAAGCUGCACGAGGCGGACCUCGGCUGGGGCAUGCCCGUCUACGGCGGGCCCGCCACGACGACUCUAUCCACGUUCCACAUCCCCACGGCAGGCGGCGCGAUUACUAUUCCGAUGUCCCUGCCGCCGCGCGCCAUGGAGAGAUUCACGGCUUGUGUGCGUGCGGGGCUCGACGGCGCUUCUUCGCGCCAGGGGUGCUCUGAGUCGGCCGAAUUUUCCGACAUGUAG
Messenger RNA from Brachypodium distachyon (stiff brome), 1452 nucleotides. RefSeq names its product benzyl alcohol O-benzoyltransferase. NCBI's taxonomy places the organism in Eukaryota, Viridiplantae, Streptophyta, Magnoliopsida, Poales, Poaceae. The transcript has 2 exons. The record is from RefSeq and is a predicted model, not a curated record. The coding region runs from base 79 to 1452 and encodes 457 amino acids.